UACCCUCGCAUUCUUCUAAGAUGACGAAACUUGACAUCCCCGCUUUCUCUGGGCCACUCGAACCAGCAGCCAUCAAUGCCUGGCUUGGACGUUGUGAGGACUCUUACCUCGCAUGGUCUGCCUUGAAUUCAGGUCAAGUUAUGCCUCCGCAACUUCGCAUCGUGCUCGCUGGACUCAAGCUUGAAGAAUCCAACUCUAGUCUCUGGUGGAGUGAGAAUCGUGAUGUACUCAAGCAGCUUUCCACUUGGGAGGCCUUUGCCUUGUGCUUCAAAGACCGUUUCAUCCCCUCUGGCUGGCGUCUAGAUGCUCUCGCCCGGUUCUACAAUGUGUCGCAGGGCGCUGAUGACUUUCGCUCGUUCGUUGCUACCUUGCGAGUGGCUCGGAACACACUUGGCUCAGCAGGCCUUGGAUACACUAUCACUGACUCGAUCUUCAAGAACCACCUUUUGUUUUUUGCCCACCCCAUCCUUCAACUGCGUAUUCGUGCAAUGCCGAAUCUUGGGUACGAGAACUUGAAGGUGGACACGCUUAUCGAUGUCAUGGCAACUACUUGGUCUAGUCUCAUCGCGGAAGGCCUCACAAAGUCAAUUUCUCCUAGACUGGCGUUUAAAGCUUCCUCGGCAUCGCCGCCUGUGCCCACAUCGAAGCCUGCAUACCCACUUCCAGAUCUCAGUUACGCAGAGCGGGAAGCAUUGCGCUCUGUUGGAGGUUGCCUUCACUGUCGCUUAUCGCCAUCUGAUGCUGCCUGGAAACCACACAUCGCUCGUGAAUGUCCUGGUGACGUGAAACAAGGAAUCCCCCCACGUGUCCCUCGUCUGGCGACAACUGUAGCAGUGGUCGGUAUACCUGAAGGAUGCAAGGAAGUCUAUUUGACGCAUGACAAUCCCGGUGUCACAGAUUUCUCUGACCCCAAUGCUGCUCUUAUACCCAAAGAUGUCAUCAGGCCUUCCUGUGUUGACUCUGACAGUGAUGACUCAGACUAUUAAUGUUUGUUCCUUUAAUUGUUUGACAGUUUUUUUUUUCAUUUCUGAGCCGCCGAUGUUUAGCUUUUGUCCCAUGACCCUCCCGCCUUUCGUAUUGUUCACUCUUUCUCUGUUUGUGCAUUUCUGGGACUCCUUCGAACAUUGGUUUACUGAUUGAUAGGUUUUCCGAUUGAUAGCCUGGGAGGGUGUAAGCCUGGUGGCUUACGUACACCUACAAAUAUGGUUCUGAGUUCAUUGCAUCGCAGACACCUCUUUUCCCUUAGCUUGAGUACCUUACCGUCGUCAUCGUUCCGCAAUCCAGAACGUAAUUCUGUUUUGUUUCGUUUCGCGUGUCUCGUCAGUGUUUCUCGUCGUUG
Molecule: messenger RNA, 1339 nt
Organism: Suillus discolor
Lineage: Eukaryota; Fungi; Basidiomycota; Agaricomycetes; Boletales; Suillaceae
Exons: 1
Coding region: 21-986 (321 amino acids)
Source: RefSeq, a predicted model, not a curated record